GGGCUCAAACAUGGCUGCGCUGGGAGCUGUGUUUCUUUGGGCGCCGGUAACAGGAGGCACUCCACGAAUGAGAACAUUGAAAAUGUGUUUGGCGUAACUCAUCCCUUAAUCUCCCUGCACUCUGUGCUGGGAAAAAUGAGUCAUCCCUUUGGAAAAGAGGAAGCUGCUUGCCAGAAACAGCUUUUUGGAUUUUUCUGUGAGUGCCUGCGGAGAGGAGACUGGGAGCUGGCACGGGCAUGCGUACCUCAACUGCACGAGGGACAAGGGGAUGUCGCCAAGAGGGUAGAAGACAUACUUCAGGCGCUGGUGGUGUGUCCAAAUCUGCUGAGGUGUGGCCAAGACAUUAACCCUCAAAGAUUAGCAUGGUUCUGGCUUCUUGUAUUGGAAAAAUGGUUGGCCCAGGAAAAGAAGUUACUCCCAGCUUUUAUCCGAAGAAAGCUUGAGUUUCUUUUACUGUCUGAAGACCUCCAAGGUGACAUUCCAGAGAACAUCCUCAAGGAGCUGUAUGAGACCUUAGCACAAGGUGCCGUGGGCCCUGGCCCUGAUGGAAAGCAGAGGUGGGCGAGCCAGACGCCUCGGCUCAGCUGCGAAGCUGUCUCUGUGCUCUGGGACCUUCUGAGGCAGGCUCCCCAGCCAGCGCAGGCCCUGCUGGAGCUCCUGCUGGGAGAGGCGGACGGCACUGGCCUCUGGCACUGGCCUCUGCAGAAGGCACUGGUGGACCUCAUUCGCAAGGCACUACGGACUUUGCGAGGCCCUGACUCCGGGCCUCCUGGUGUGGUGGAUGCCAUCUAUGGAGCACUGCGGACUCUGCGCUGCCCUGCAGAGCCACCCGGGGCUGAGUUGCGUCUCCUGUGCGAGGAGCUACUGGAGGCCUGCAGGACCGAGGGGAGUCCCCUGCGGGAGGAGCAGCUGCUCAGCUGCCUGCUGCACAAGGCUGGUCGGGGCCUGGUGUCCCUGUACGGCCAUACGUAUGCGGAGAAGGUCACAGAGAAGCCACUGAGGACCACAGCCUCGGGAAAAGUCUCCCCAGAUCAUGCAGAUCCCGAGCGGGUGAUGUUAGCCCUGUUCUCCGACCCUGACCCAGCGCAGGCUUGGAAAGUGACCUUUUUCUACUGCCUGAGCAACAGCAAGCACUUCCUCGAGCAGAUCCUGGUAACAGCACUAACACUACUGAAAGAGGAGGACUUCCCAAGUCUUGGCUGCCUGUUGGAUAGAGAAUUCAGGCCUCUGCGUCACCUGCUUGUGCUCCUGGGCUGGACGCACUGCCAGAGCCUGGAGUCAGCCAGGAAGCUGCUGCAGACACUCCAUGGGACCCAGGAGCAGGGCUGUGAUGAGCUCCUCAGGGAUGCCUGUGAUGGACUGAGUGCUCACCUGGAGGUCCUGGACUGGUGUGUACAGCAGAGCAGCAGCCCCAUACCAAAGAGAGAGCUCUUGUGUCAUUUGCAUGCUGGAGACAGCCACUCAGUGCUCUACUCUCUCCAUCACCUUACAAACCUUCCAGCCCUCAGGGAGGAGGAGGUUCUCAAACUCUUACAGAAGGUGCCAGCCAAGGACCUCCAGCAGGAGCCUGACUCAGUUGAUGCUCCACUUCCUGAGCACCAGAGCCGGUGUCAGAACCUGACACUCUACCAGGGCUUUUGUGCCAUGAAGUAUGCCAUCUAUGCCCUUUGUGUGAACUCACACCAGCACUCCUCAUGCCAGGACUGCAAAGAUGGCCCCUCUGAGGACCUGGCUUCAGCCACGGAGCCAGCGAAUGACACCGUCUCUCCCCCAGGUGCCUCAAACCUGUUCUCAACGUACCUGGCCAGGUGUCAACAGUACCUGCGCAGUGUUCCUGACGUUCUGUGCCUGGAACUUCUAGAAAACAUAUUCUCGUUGCUGCUCAUCACCUCUGCUGAUCUCCACCCAGAGCCUCACUUGCCUGAAGACUAUGCUGAGGAUGAUGAUGUAGAGGGGAAGGGCCCAUUGGACUUGAGGUCCCCAUCAGAGAGCCCCCAGCACACAGAACAGCCCGAGAGGAAGUCGGAACGAGGUUCCCUGGGAGGCCCCAGGAGCCUUGCUUGCACGACACCAAGCUGUCUGAAGGCAGAGCCAAAAGACAGUCACCCAGGGCCUCAGAGCCACAGCUUCCUGGACCUAAAGCACUUUACCAGUGGGCUCAGUGGGUUCUUAGCGGAUGAAUUUGCAAUAGGGGCCUUCCUCGGGCUUCUCCAGGAACAGCUGGAUGAGAUCUGCAGUCACGGGCCCCCUGAGAAGCCAAAGAUGCCAGAAGGCCAGAGCUGCUCUGGAAACAGAGACGGACUGCAGAGCCGCCUGCACCGCUUCUCCAAGGUUCUCUCCGAGGCCCAGUGGAGAUACAAGGUGGUAACAAGCAACCUGGGCUCAGAGGAGCAACCUUCUCGAAGAUACCGGCCCAUUACCAUGCGGCACCCGAGUCUCCGCCGGGGUCGUCGGACGAGGAGGAACCGGACAGAUGGCCGAGACAGAAGUUCCAACCCAUCCCUGGAAAGUACAAGCAGUGAGCUGAGCACCAGUACUUCAGAGGGAAGUCUGAGUGCCGUGAGUGGGCGGAAUGAGCUGGAUGGCCGGCUGCAGCCCCAACCUCAAAGUUCACUCCUCCCCAUGAUGUUCUCCCCGCCGGAGUCCCUGCUCGCCUCCUGCAUCCUUCGCGGGAACUUUGCAGAAGCCCAUCAGGUGGUGUUCAUGUUCAACCUGAAGUCCUCGCCCAGCUCAGGGGAACUGAUGUUCAUGGAGCGCUACCAGGAGGUGAUCCAGGAGCUGGCCCGGGUAGAACACAAGAUUGAAAACCACAGCUCAGAUGGGGGUGGCAGCACCAUUCGGAGAACUGGCAGUGGCCGCUCAACUCUGCAGGCCAUUGGCAGCGCAGCAGCCGCAGGGAUGGUAUUUUACUCCAUCUCUGAUGUGACCGACAAGCUGCUCAGCACCUCGGGAGACCCCAUCCCCACGCUCCAAGAGGACUUUUGGGUGAGCACCACUCUGUUGGAGCCCAGUGCUCCCCUGAGAGAGGUGCUGGAGGAUCUCAGCCCCCGCGCCAUGGCUGCCUUUGACCUGGCUUGCUGUCAAUGCCAGCUCUGGAAAACCUGCAAGCAGCUCUUGGAAACAGCCGAGCGGCGCCUGAACAGCAGCCUCGAGAGCCGGGGCCGACGGCCAGACCACGUUCUCCACGUGGAUGGCAUUCGAGGUUUUCCACUCGUCCUUCAGCACAUCAGUAAGAUUCUCAACUACCCAAUUCUGUCAGCUGGACAAGCUAAGUCAGAGAACCCAGAGGAAAAGGGAGGAGGCCCUCUGCGGCACAGCGUCGUGGAGCUGCUUCAGAUGUGCUGGCCCAGCCUCACCGAGGACUGUGUUGCCAACCACACCACCAUGUCCCAGCAGCUGGAUCAGGGCCUACAGUCACUGCGAGAGGCACUAGAGCUGCCAGAGCCCAGAGGUACUCCACUCUCUUCCCUGGUGGAGCAGGCAGCCCAAAAAGCUUCUGAAGCCGAAGCCCACCCUGUGCAUGUCCAGACUCAACUCCUCCAGAAAAACCUGAGCAAACAGACCCAAGCGGGCAGCACACAGACUGACUACGUGGGCACCUUCUUCAGUUACUGCAGCACCCUGGCUGCCAUUCUCCUGCGGAGUUUGAGCUCUGAGCCUGGUCACGUGGAGGUCAGGGUAGGAAAUCCCUUUGUUCUCCUGCAACAGAGCUCCUCCCAGUUGGUGUCACAUCUCCUGCUCCAAAGACAAGUUCCCCCAAACAGGCUGGCUGCCCUUCUGGCCGGAGAAGGUCUCGGCCUAAGUGUGCCGCAGGUCAUCCUCAGCUGCUGCUGCGAGCCCCUCGCUCUUUGCUCUUCCCAGCAAAGCCAGCAGAUGUCAUCCCUCCUGGCCCACCUGGGCGCCCUGGCCCAGCAGCACAUGUCCCGUUGCCUGGGUGAUCUCCCGCUACCCACACCAAGCUCCCCGAAGCCAGCCGAGAACCCCCCAUUGGAGAGAAAGCCUCACUCUUCCCCAAAGGAUGCCUCGCCCUCAGCCCUCACCUCCUCCACUUUGGCCUUCCUUAAGUCCCGCUCAAAGCUCCUGGCGACGGUGGCCUGCCUGGGGGCCUCCCGGGGGUUAAAGGUCACCAAGCCCACCUUGUCCUGGAAGGAACUUCGCGGCCGCAGGGAGGUGCCUCUGACCGCAGAGCAGGUCGCCCGAGAGUGCGAGCACCUUCUGGAACAGUUCCCUAUGCUGGAGGCCGCACUCCUGGUCGCCUGGGAGCCCCUACGAGAGUCCUCCGAGCAGGGACAGAGUCUGGCAGCGAGUCUCUGUGGUCGGCCCAGUCUGUCUCCUGUCCUCCUGGGCCUGCAUUCUCCCCUUGCCCUGGAUGUACUCACUGAAGCCUUCGAGGAAGCCCUGGUGGCCAGAGACUGGCCCCGGGCCCUUCGGCUCACGGAAGUGUACGGGCGAGACUCGGACGAUCUGAGCAGCAUCGACGAUGCCGUGCUGAGCUGUGCCGCGGCCUGUGACAACGAAGGUUGGCAUUAUCUGUUUGCUGUGAAGGACGCAGCUCUGAGAAGUCGGCUGGCCCUGCUGUUUGUGGACAGGUGGCCUCUGGACUUCUGCCUGGAGAUCCUGGCCUACUGCAUCUCAGACACAGCUGUCCAAGAGGGACUGAAGUGUGAGCUGCAGAGGAAGCUGGCGGAGCUGCAGGUGUAUCAGAAGAUUCUGGGUUUGCAGACUCCCCCAGCAUGGUGUGACUGGCAGGCCUUGAGGAGCUGCUGUGUGGAGGCCCCAUCCGCUGUCAUGAACACGAUCCUGGAAGCACAGGACUAUGAACUGUGUGAGGAGUGGGGCCGCCUGUACCCCAUUCCAAGAGAACAUUUAAUCAGCCUCCAUCAAAAGCACCUUCUCCACCUUCUAGAACGAAGAGAUCAUGAAAAGGCUCUACAACUUCUGCAGAGAAUCCCUGACCCCACCAUGUGCCUUGAAGUCACAGAGCAGUCCCUCGACCAGCACCCUGGCUUGGCCACUUCCCACUUCUUGGCCAACUACCUCACCACCCACUUCUAUGGACAACUGACUGCCACCCGACACCGUGAAAUCCAGGCGCUGUACAUGGGCUCCAAGGUUCUGCUGACCCUGCCUGAGCAGCACCGGGCCAGCUAUUCCCACUUGUCCUCUAACCCCCUGCUCAUGCUAGAGCAGCUGCUUAUGAACAUGAAAGUGGAUUGGGCCACUGAGGCAGUGCAGACCCUGCACCAGCUGCUCACCGACCAGGACAUCGGCUUCACCAUGGAUGAGGUUGACUCACUGCUUUCCACAUACGCAGGGAAGGCCCUGGACUUCCCAUACUCUCUGAGGGAGAAACGAUCAGAUUCUGUGAUUCACCUCCAGGAAAUUGUCCAUCAGGCUUCAGACCCUGAAACCCUGUCUAGAUCAUCAUCAGCAGAGUUCUCUCCCGCUACUGCUCCUGCUGUCUCCAUUGUGCGUUCCCCGAGUCCGAGGAGCCUUCCACAGAGUCAGCCUCCGCUGGAAUUUGUGCCCCCACCAGUGCCCCCUGCCAGGCACCAGUGGGUACCAGAUGACACUGAGAGCAUCUGCAUGGUCUGCCACAGGGAGCACUUCACCAUGUUUAACAGGCGGCACCACUGUCGCCGCUGUGGCCGGCUCGUGUGCAGCUCCUGCUCCACUAAGAAGAUGGUGGUGGAAGGUUGCAGAGAGAACCCCGCUCGCGUGUGUGACCAGUGCUACAGCUACUUCCACAAAGAUGCACCAGAGGAGAAUCCAGGCCAAUCCGAAGCACCAGACAGCUCCGAGAGUGAAAGCCCACCAUACUCGGCUGUGGUGAGGGUCCCCAAGGCAGCUGAGGUGGAGUGGAUUCUGAAUCUGAGUGAAGAGGAAAACGAGCUGGUGCGGAGUGAAUUUUACUACGAGCAGGCCCCCAGUGCCUCCCUGUGCAUUGCCAUCCUGAACCUGCACCGGGACAGCAUCGCGUGCGGUCACCAGCUGAUUGAGCACUGCUGCAGACUGUCCAAGGGCCUCAGCAACCCAGAGGUGGACGCAGGGCUGCUCACAGACAUCAUGAAGCAGCUGCUCUUCAGCGCCAAGAUGAUGUUCGUCAAGGCCGGCCGGAGCCAGGACUUGGCGCUGUGUGACAGCUACAUCAGCAAGGUUGACGUGCUCAGUAUCUUAGUCACUGCUGCCUAUCGCUACGUGCCGUCUCUGGAGCAGAUCUUGCAGCCGGCUGCCGUAACCAGGCUAAGGAACCAGCUUUUGGAGGCUGAGUACUACCAGCUGGGCGUUGAGGUCUCCACAAAAACGGGGCUUGAUUCCACGGGAGCGUGGCAUGCCUGGGGCAUGGCCUGCCUCAAAGCCGGGAACCUCGCCGCUGCACGGGAGAAGUUCAGUCGCUGUCUGAAGCCCCCUUUUGACCUCAAUCAGCUGAGUCAUGGCUCAAGGCUGGUACAGGAUGUGGUUGAGUACCUGGAGUCCACAGUGAGGCCACUCAUAGCCCUGCAGGAUGACGACUACUUUGCCACCUUGAGGGAGCUGGAGGCCACUCUUCGGACCCAGAGCCUCUCCCUGGAGGUGAUUCCUGAGGGGAAGCUCAUGAACAACACCUACUACCAAGAAUGCCUCUUCUACCUGCACAACUACAGCACCCACCUGGCCAUCAUCAGCUUCUACAUGAGGCACAGCUGCCUGCGAGAAGCCCUGCUGCACCUGCUCAACAAGGAGAGUCCUCCGGAAGUCUUCAUAGAAGGCAUUUUCCAGCCAAGCUAUAAGAGUGGGAAACUGCACACUUUGGAAAACUUGCUGGAAUCCAUCGAUCCGACGCUGGAGAGCUGGGGAAAGUACUUGAUCGCUGCCUGCCAACAUUUGCAGAAGAAGAACUACUAUCACAUUCUGUAUGAGCUGCAGCAGUUUAUGAAGGACCAAGUCCGGGCUGCCAUGACCUGCAUCCGGUUCUUCAGUCACAAAGCAAAGUCCUACACGGAGCUGGGAGAGAAGCUCUCAUGGCUGCUGAAGGCCAAGGACCACCUGAAGAUCUACCUCCAAGAAACAUCCCGCGGCCCUGGGAGGAAGAAAACGACCUUCUUCCGAAAGAAGAUGACGGCAGCUGACGUGUCCAGGCACAUGAAUACACUUCAGCUGCAGAUGGAGGUGACCCGGUUCUUACAUCGGUGCGAAAGUGCAGGGACCUCUGAAGUCACCACUUUGCCUCUGCCAACCCUGUUUGGGAAUAACCACAUGAAGAUGGACGUUGCCUGCAAGGUCAUGCUCGGGGGGAAAAACGUGGAAGAUGGCUUUGGAAUCGCAUUCCGUGUUCUGCAGGACUUCCAGCUGGAUGCUGCCGCCACCUACUGCAGGGCUGCCCGGCAGCUGGUGGAGAAGGAGAAGUACAGCGAGAUCCGGCAGCUGCUCAAGUGUGUCAGCGAGUCAGGCAUGGCGGCCAAGAGUGACGGGGACACCAUCCUCCUCAACUGCCUGGACGCAUUCCGGAGAAUUCCGCCCCAGGAGCUGGAGGGCCUGAUCCAGGCAAUACAUAAUGAUGACAACAAGGUCCAGGCCUACCUGACGUGUUGCAAGCUGCGUUCUGCCUACCUGAUUGCCGUGAAACAAGAACACUCACGGGCCACGACGCUCGUCCAGCAGGUGCAGCAGGCUGCCAAGAGCAGUGGGGACGCGGUCGUGCAGGACAUCUGUGCCCAGUGGCUUCUGACAAGCCACACCCGCGGUGCCCACAGCUCAGGCUCCAGGAAGUGACCGUGAGCCAGCAGGGCCAGCAAAACGUAGCCUGGGAAUUAUGGCCACAAGAGUGGGGGUUGAUGCCCCCCACCGCCAUCCUCCAGCAGACUGGGACUUCUCUGGCUCUGCCCAAGAUGGGAAAGAGCUAGAUUGGGGCCUGCCUGCCGUCUCGGGCAAGGACAGGACCUUUCACGCAAGUGCCAUGUUUCCGUAGCAUUGUGGACUCUGUGUGUCGGGCUGGAGAUGGCUGCUUCCUUCUACCUCAGAGUGAGUGUGUGCACACCCGUGCACACGUGUGUGCAUGCACCUGCACACUCGUGUUUACGCCCAAGCGUCUCUGAACAAAUGAAACCCUGCCCCAUUGAAGAGAGGCACUUUACUUUAGGCUCUGGCCGGUCUGACCCCAGCCCCUGCGUUUUGGUUCUUAACCCGGGUCGUCCUGUUUGUACACAGCCCCCUCCGCGUGGAGACGCUUUAGUGGCUCCUCUUAGCAUAGAGCAACACCACAAAGAUUGCCUCUUGUCCCUUCUUUCACUGGCCUAAGUUCAGACGUGGCUUUGGGGCACGUGCCACCUGUGGAGUAGCGCCAUUUGCCAGCAGUCUCCUCUCACGGGCCCUAGGGGUCAAGCCGAGAGGCUCUGCAAGGUCGGCUGACUGGGAGAGUUUUCAGGGGCUGGCGUCAAAGCCAAGGCUGCGUGUGCACGCGAUCAGGUCUGGGAGGCAGACCCGUGGGCAGGACGAUCCGCAGCACGCUCGUCCAGAGGGGAGCGGAGUGAAAGGUGAGCCUCUCCAGCAGGUGUGCAGCGGCGUGGCGCACAGCACGGAGCUGGCCCUCAGUAGUGGCCCUGCCGUAGAAAGCACAGCUCCCUCUGGGGAGGUGCAGGGAGUGGAAGGGCAGCCAGGGUCCCGGGACUGAAAGGCUAGAUCUUGCCUGCUGGAGCGCCAGCCCUGUUGGUGCCCUUCAGUUCCUUAGGAAACUGUUCCUCGUCUUGUCUUGCCUGCUUCCCUUCAGUCUUUUUUUUUUUUUUUUUUUUUAACCCUGGGAGGAAUACGCAGACGCCCACAGUGGGGCAGUGGGAAGGCACAGCACAUCUUUGUCUGAACCGUAGCAUUCAGGCAUUCGGCUCAGAAUCGGGCUCGUAGGAAGGAGUCAGAGAGGGGCCAAUGACUAGGUCGCAUCCAGCUGGCAAGAAACGAGCAAGGGUGCCCCUGUGAUAUGCAUUGGCUUGUCUCCCUGCCCAGGAUGGGACAGUGUUUGAGAAAGGGUCCGUCACACUCUGCUGUGGAUUUGCAACUGAGCUGAGCAGCCUGGGCCUCCCACCAGCCGGAGCUCAGCCUGUUGAUCUCCACUCUGAUGCUGAGAUAAGCGGGGGCUGAAGCUGAAGUCAGUGUUCCUGGUGCUUAGAAACCCUGUGGAAUUCCCACUGAACCAAGAGUUUUAGGAGUAAAAUGAGCAACUAUUGUGGACAGCUGUCACAUUAAAAGUUUGGGCCCUAUUAGGAGAAAGGCUGUAAGGAAAAUUCUAGAUCCCUUUGGGGUGGAGCUUAACAAGCAGCUUUCCCUUCCUUGGGCCACAGAACGCGUCCACUCCCCGGGCAGCAGCCUGCCCUCCUCAGUCUGCCUUUUUUGCACUGAACGUAAGCACUUUAUGAAUGAGUUGCAACUCUUGCAGCCCUUAAUUUGGGAUAUUAAGACCAGAUUUUUUUUCCUGACUUUUUUCUCUGUUUGAGCUAUGAAAUGGGCAACCAUUGGCCAGACUGACAUAAGAUGAGGCAAUAGAACUUUGAGCAUUAUGCUGUGGUCUCCAGCAAACAACAGCAACACCAAAUCCACUGUACAUGUUGAGGCGUUCAAUGUCUUACAAGCAAGUCACAAUAAAGUGUCCUACAAGUUUCUCGGCUUCCCGACUUCUCUGGGCUGUCUUGUUCUUACCCUUUCUAUCCUUUUUCCUUGUAUCCUCUAGAAAAAUAAAAGAGACUUGAGGUGGUAGCCCAAUUAUUUGGCCUAGUGAGGAAGACACUGCUUGGGAUGCCUGCAUCCCAUAUCUGAUUACCUCGGUUUAAUCCCAGCUCCAGCACCCACUUCCAGGUUUCUGCCAGUGUGUGCCUAGGAGGAAGCAGAUGAUGGCUCUGAUAGUUUGAUCCCUGCCACUCACGUAAGGAACUCAGAUUGAGUUCCUGACUGCCUGGCCCAGCCUCAGCCAGUGAGGGCAUUUGGGGAGUGAAAUCAGUAAAUAAGAGAUCUCUCUCUGCCUUCCAGAUUAAAAAAGGUGAGUGGGAAAGAUCAGAUGGCCUUCAAAUCUCAAAGCUGCUCUAAAUGAUUCCCAUCGUGACUGAUGAUUCUUUGGUUGGGAUUUAUGUCAAGUCUCCUAUGUGUUAAAAGCUAUUCAUGUACCCUGUAUCAGCAGAAAACUGUUUGGUUUUGUUCUUAUUAUUUAUUUAUUUGAAAGGCAGAGUUACAGGUGGAAAGGAGGAGACAGAGCAAGCUUCUGUCUGCUGGUUCACUCCCCAAAUGGUCACAAUGGCUGGGACCGGGCCAGGUCAAAACCAAGAGCCUGGAACGCCAUCCAGUCUCCCAUGAGCAUGGCAGGGACCCACUGCCUUCCCAUGCGCAUUAGCAGUGGAGCAGCCAGAACCCAAACUGGUACUUGUUUGGGUUCCUGGCAUCAUAGGCAGCAGCUUCCCCUGCUGCACCACAAUGCCAGCUCCACCAGAAAAUUUAUUUUGGCUUCAGCUGAGCUGGUAGGUGAAAAUAAGAUAACGCUCAUUGUAUGAAAGGUGAGUAAAAAGUCCCCCCAUCCCUGACCUCCAGCCUGGUCCCCUCCUGGAGGCUGCCAGUCUCUAGUGUGCAUUUCCAGAGUACCCUCCUGCCUAAAAAAGCAUCAAUGACAAAAGUGUUCUGUAGUGAAGACAUUCCGGAAUUAUUUAACCUGUCUCUACUGAUGGACACAGGUUGUUGCCACUACAAAUAAUUCUGCAAUGAAUUACCUUGACCAGGAUGUCGGCCAGAGCAUGUAUGCAUUUGCUAAGUAUCACCAGUUACCUUCUGUAUUGGCUUCUCAUCACUGUAACAAAGUACCUAAGAUAGGGCAGGAUGUUUCUUGUGGCUCAUGGUUUUGAAGAUUAGCAGUCCGAGAUCAGGUGAGCCCCACUGGUUCAGCGGUCUGGGGAGGCCAGAGGAUGAGUGACAGCGGCAGAUGAUCACAGAGUGAGCCAGGAAGCAGAGAGUGGUGAGGCCCAAACCGGCUUUUUUUUUUUCUUUUGACAGGCAGAGUGGAUAGUUAGAGAGAGAGAGAGAGAGAAAGGUCUUCCUUUUCCUGUUGGUUCACCCUCCAAUGGCCGCUGCGGCUGGCGCACUGCACUGAUGCGAAGCCAGGAGCCAGGUGCUUCUCCUGGUCUCCCAUGGGGUGCAGGGCCCAAGCACUUGGGCCAUCCUCCACUGCCCUCCCGGGCCACAGCAGAGAGCUGGAUUGGAAGAGGAGCCACUGUGACAGAAUCCAACGUCCCAACCAGGACUAGAACCCAAUGUGCCGGCGAUGCAGGCAGAGGAUUAGCCUAGUGAGCCGCGGCACCAGCCAAACUGGCUUGAGGGCACGCCCUCAGUGACUGAAGGACCUUAUUAGACCCACCUUCCAAACGCUAUAAUUGGAUUAAGUUUCUGCCCCCUGUACGUAGCAGAAAUGAUAAGACCUUGGGGUUUAAAUGUUAUACCUCUGCAUGGGUUCAAGAGCCCUGUCUAUUCAAGCCAUAGCACCCUCCACAGAGGUGGUAGCAAUUAGCUCUCCCAUCAGCAGUGUAGAGAAUGCCUUGUUCCCACACUCUUGCUCCCAAUAGUGCAACGCCGGCCGUGGCUGCCAUUUGGGGAGUGAACCAGUGGAAGGAAGACCUUUCUCUCUGUCUCUCUCUCUCUCACUGUCUGUAACUCUACCUGUCAUAAAAAAAAAAAAAAAAAAAAAAAAACUUUCUAGAUCUUUGCCAAUCUGAUGGGUGGAAAAUGCUACUCUAGAACUUUUUUAAAAGGUAGUUGUCAUUUUAAAGCUCUGUAUGUCCAUUUAAUGUCAACCAAAAUUGUUAAUCUUUUUUUCAAAAAUAUUUAUUUAUUUGGAAGUCAGAGUUGCAGAGGCAGAAAUAGGUCUUCCAUCCGCUGGUUCCCUCCCCAGAUGGCUGCGAUGGCCAGAACUGUGCCAAUCUGAAGCCAGGAGCCAGGAGGUUCUUCCAGGUCUCCCAUGCAGGUGCAGGGGCCCAAGGCCUUGGGCCAUCUUCUACUGCUUUCCCAGGCCAAAGCAGAGAGCUGGAUCAGAAGUGGAGCAGCCGGGACUUGAACCAGCGCCCAUAUGGGAUGCCGGUGCUGCAGACUGCGGCUUUACCCACUACACCACUGUGCCAGCCACUGUUAAUCAUCGAAACCAACUGUGGGGUCUUUGGGGAAAGCAGAGCUCAAACCCAAACUGUUCUCUCGCCACCCUCCUAGGGCAUAUGGUUGCAGUUUGUUACCUGAGCUGUGUACAGGGAUAUCACUGUCAUUAUCUUCUUUCCCCCAGAAACCUGAUACCCAAUUGCUUUUAAAAGGAAAAUAAAGCAACUUUAAGAACGAACACAACAAACAAUCAUGUUGAAAGCAGACCUGGAAACCACCCACGGUGAGCGAGGCACAGAGAGGAGUCACAACAGUAAACUAGAACACUCAUUCUCAAUCUAGGAUAGUGGACUGCUGACUGUGUUUGGAAACCUGAGACACCAGAGGGCUACUGAUCUCUUCGGAGUGUGAGCAAAGUAGAUCGAAGGCCAUGAGACUUUCAAUGCUAAAGCAACCAAGCAUCAGUAGUCACACAGCUCUGGGGGACACGGGCCUUUCCUGGUCUGUAUCAUUUCUUCCACAGUGAAAAUCUUGACUGGUCCCUCCUUCAAACGCCCAGUUCUACAACAAACUCAUUCAACACCUGGUCAUCAAAUAGCUUCUUUGGAAAAUAUCUUCCUGCCCCCUAUUUCUUCCUAUUAUUUCUGCUUGGAAUCCUUCACCACCCUACAGCCCCACCCUCUCCCCAGUGUUCCAUUGUCAAAACUCUUCCUUCAACCCCGCAUCCAGUGCCGUCUCCUCUGAAAUUAUUUGCUUCUCUCUAUAUCUACUCUACUCCCUCUUCCUCCCAGUUAGAGACUGAAAUUCCUCAAGGUUCUAGAAAUUCCCUCUCAACACUCUGAAGUGCUCCCAUGCAAUCCCAUAGCUUCAGUAAUCAUCUUGACUGGCUCAGUUCUAAACCAAAUUGGUCCCCCUUAAUUCUGCCACGUCACACUAGCCUUCUGACUGCCAACUGGAACCCACUGACAUAGCUGACCUGGACCUAACAAUAGUAGCGUGUCCAAUUGCUAGUCCACCCACAAACCUCACUUUCCUCUUCAGGAAAUAUGAGAGCUCUUGAAAAAGUUUAUGGAGGGGCCAGAGUUUGGCACAGCAGUUAAGAGGUACCUGCAUCCCAAAUUGGAGUGCCUGAUUCAAGUCCUGACUCAAUGCCCUAUUCCAACUUCCUGCUAUAUGAACCCUGGGAGGCUCAUGAUGAUGGCUCAAGUUCUUGGUCCAGGCCACCCACAAGGGAGACCCAGAUUGAGUUCUGAACUCCUGGCCUGGCCCAACCCCAGCUGUUCUGGGCAUUUGGGAAGUGAAUCAACAUCUCUCUCUUCCUCUGUUUUUCCAGCUUUCAGAUAAAAUGAAAAUAAAUAUUUUAAAAGAUAGUGGGAAAUUAAAAUGUAGGUUUAUUUUAAUACAAACAUUUUUUAAAGAUUUAUUUAUCUGGAAAACAGAGUUACACAGAGGCAGAGGCUUAGAGAGAGAGAGUGAGAUCGAGACCUUCUAUCAUUAGUUCACUCCCCAGAUGACCGCAAUAGCCAGAGCCCCGCUGAUCCGGAGCCAGGAGCCAGGAGCUUCUUCCAGGUCUCCCACGCAGGUGCAGGGGCGCAGGGACUGGGGCCAUCUUCUGCUGUUUCCCAGGCCCUAGCAGAGAGCUAGAUUGGAAGCAGAGCAGCUGGGACACGAACAGCGCCCACAUGGGAUGCUGACACUGCAGGUGGCGACUACCCACUAUGCCACAGCGCUGGACCCCAUCUUAACCAUUUUUGAGUGUACAGCUCAGUGGUGUUAAGUCCAUCCACAAUGUUGUGCCACGGUCACCACCACCCAUCUCCAGGGCUUUCAUCAGCCCAAUCAAAAGUCUGGAACCGUUUGACAACAACCGGCCAUCUCCCCCUCCCUGUAACCUCUGGUAACCUCUCUAUUUUCUGCCUCUGGAAAUGACUCUUCUAGGUAGUUCGUAAAAGUGGAAUCCUUUAGUAUUUUCCUCUUGUGUCUCUUCUAGCAUAAUGGAAAGGAUUUUUAUGUCUCCAAAUGUAAUGUUUAAGAAAUUUUAGAAGCACUGUAAUAAUAUAAAAAGCUCGUCAAAGCCUAGAGUGCGUAUCUGCAGCCUACUUAAUAAUGGUCUAAUUUCCAUAAUUUAUCAAGAAUUCCUACAAGUCAGUUGUAGCAGCAAUCUAAUUGAAAAACAAGGGAACCGUGGGUACAAGUAGUUUCUAGAAAAAGAAAUGCCUGGCCAAUAAACAUGGAAAGAGUUAAAUUCAUAAUAAAAAAAAAGAGCCACAUGAAAUGCAAUUUAUCAGCAAUUGGUAAAGAUCAAAAAGUUUGUUAACAUUGUCACAGAAGAACAUGGGGAAAUGGUCAUGAAGUACAGUUCAUGGG
This is a messenger RNA of Lepus europaeus (European hare), 14457 nucleotides long. It is a transcript of the gene ZFYVE26, whose product is annotated as zinc finger FYVE-type containing 26. The record is from RefSeq and is a predicted model, not a curated record. Gene Ontology annotation, molecular function: phosphatidylinositol-3-phosphate binding; metal ion binding. Lineage: Eukaryota; Metazoa; Chordata; Mammalia; Lagomorpha; Leporidae. Bases 136 to 7752 code for a protein of 2538 amino acids. The transcript has 42 exons. Gene Ontology annotation, cellular component: centrosome; midbody; lysosomal membrane. Gene Ontology annotation, biological process: double-strand break repair via homologous recombination; mitotic cytokinesis; regulation of cytokinesis.